Molecule: messenger RNA, 1130 nt
Organism: Cajanus cajan (pigeon pea)
Lineage: Eukaryota; Viridiplantae; Streptophyta; Magnoliopsida; Fabales; Fabaceae
Product: homeobox protein knotted-1-like 6
Biological process (GO): regulation of DNA-templated transcription
Cellular component (GO): nucleus
Molecular function (GO): DNA-binding transcription factor activity, RNA polymerase II-specific; DNA binding
Source: RefSeq, a predicted model, not a curated record
AUAUAUGCUCUGCACUCACUGACUUUGGCUCAUGGCACUGCAUCCAAUUCAAUUCUUUAUGAAGUUGAUUUUGGAUCUUUUAGAGAAAUAAAAGAAAAUAUGGAGAACAACCCCUACGACGACUUUUACUGUUCAGCCUCUUACUCAGACCAGUCAACAAUGGCUCCACCUCCGCCGUUUGAGAAGGAGGAGGAUGUUUCAAAACCACUAUGUGCUAAAGUUGCUUCUCACCCUCUCUUUCCUCACCUCCUCCAUGCAUACAUCGAUUGCCAAAAGGUGGGAGCGCCACAAGAUGUGGCACACCUAUUAGAAGGAAUCAAAGGAGAUCAUGUGAUAUCUGAUGGCUUCUUGGAUGAUGAUCCCGAGCUCGAUCAUUUCAUGGGAGCGUUUUGCGAUUUGUUGGUGAAGUUCAAAUCGGAUCUUGCAAGGGUUUUUGACGAGGCAACCAUGUUCCUCAGCCACAUGGAAACGCAGCUUCACUCCAUCUGCAACGACCCUGCUGCCACAAACAACACUCCUCAACCUGAUGAAGUUACUGGAUCAUCUGGAAAAGAUUUGAGUAGGGAGGAGAAAGAGGCAAAUGAGUGCAAGAGGGUAAAUGAAGUUCAAGAGAUGAAGAGUAACCUUCUACGUAGAUAUAGCGGUUACAUUACUAAUCUGAAGCAUGAAUUUUCCAAAAAGAAGAAAAAAGAAAAGCUACCAAAAGAAGCAAAACAAAUCUUACUUGCAUGGUGGAAUCUUCAUUUUAAAUGGCCGUACCCAACUGACGCGGAUAAGGUUGCCUUAGCUGAAUGGACUGGUUUAGAGCAGAAGCAAGUAAAUAAUUGGUUUAUAAACCAAAGAAAGCGCCAUUGGAAACCAACAGAGGGAAUUCACGCUGCAAUUUUUGAUGGUCUAUAUGGACCCCUGCACGAGUGAGAGAGACUGGGAUCUACUGCUCCAUUAAUUUUGUUGCAUUGUUCGAUCAUAUGAUUGAUCACAAUAAGUGAUGAGUUUUAUAUGCCUAUCAACCAUACUUAUAUGCUUUAUUUUGCUUUCAUAUUGGAUGGCAUCAUGUGAUGAGAAACUAGCAAUUAUCCUGUGGAUUGCAGGAUAUAUGUAAAUAAAGGUAGCAUAUAUAUAAAAAUAAA